CAUCACUUGUGCAUCCGCCUAGUUUUAUUUUUUUAAGCAAUGAAGGAUAUCUACAAGGACGACGAGCUCAUGAUCCCCGCUGGUGUCGAGGUCACCGUCAAGGCCCGCGAUGUCACCGUUAAGGGUCCCCGUGGUGUUUUGAACAAGAACCUCCGUCACUUGAACAUCGAGAUCAAGUUCGAGGGUAAGGACAAGCUCAAGUUUGUCGUUCACCACGGUCUCCGCAAGCACGUUGCCUGCAUUCGUACCGUCCGCUCUUUGAUCAACAACAUGAUCACCGGUGUUACCAAGGGCUUCGAGUACAAGAUGCGUUACGUAUACGCACAUUUCCCCAUCAACUGCAUCAUCAACAACGGUGGUAAGGAUGUCGAAAUCCGUAACUUCCUCGGCCAGAAGGUUGUCUUCCGCGUCCAGAUGCGCGAGGGUGUCCACAUUGAGGCUUCCAAGAACCAGAAGGAUGAGUUGACCCUCACCGGUAACGAUCUUGAGGCUGUCUCCCAGUCCGCUGCCGAUAUCCAGCAGUCUUGCCUCGUCAAGAACAAGGAUAUCCGUAAGUUCUUGGAUGGUAUCUACGUCUCUGAGCGCAAUGUCCUUGAGGAGGCUUAAAAAUCGUCCUUUGACCUAUCAUAAGCCAUACUUUAUUUUUUCUCUCUAUUUUUAAAAUAAAACAACUAUAAAGGGAUGCACAGUAGGGAAACGGGUUUUGGGGUCACUGAAAAUUAUGAAUAAACGUUUGACGUUAAGACCUG
Phycomyces blakesleeanus NRRL 1555(-) is the source of this 749-nucleotide messenger RNA. RefSeq lists its product as hypothetical. The transcript is spliced from 2 exons. The coding region runs from base 40 to 606 and encodes 188 amino acids. Gene Ontology annotation, biological process: cytoplasmic translation. The record is from RefSeq and is a predicted model, not a curated record. Gene Ontology annotation, cellular component: ribosome; cytosolic large ribosomal subunit. Lineage: Eukaryota; Fungi; Mucoromycota; Mucoromycetes; Mucorales; Phycomycetaceae. Gene Ontology annotation, molecular function: structural constituent of ribosome; rRNA binding.